UUCUUGCUCCCUCCCAUCUCUUCCCCUGGUCCCCUCUCACCUUGUACUUGGAGGAGUGUUUGGGGGAGAAAAAAGACACCCACUAUAUUUCUCUUUAUCACACAUCUCAAACCACACGAAAACAAGAAAGAUAAAAAAACCAAACAUGGUUGCGGAGGAGAAAUCCCAAAAGACAUACCCGACAACUGCCGAGGUAGUGGAGGAGCUAAAGAGAAUGGGGGACAUAGGAGUCCCAAUAGCAGCCAUGAGCCUCGUGGGGUACCUCAAAAACAUGAUCUUAGUUGUGUGCAUGGGAAGGUUGGGAAGCCUUGAGUUAGCUGGUGGUGCUUUGGCCAUAGGCUUCACCAACAUAACCGGUUUCUCAGUCCUCUCAGGUUUAGCCAUGGGAAUGGAACCUCUUUGCACACAAGCCUUUGGUUCAAGAAACUUGUCUCUAGUCUCUCUCACUCUGCAAAGGACGAUUUUUAUGUUACUGGUGGCUUCAGUACCCAUUUCUCUCUUGUGGCUCAAGCUUGAACCUCUCAUGCUAUGGCUUCACCAGGACCCUGACAUAACCAAGGUGGCAAGCAUGUAUUGCUUCUUCUCCAUCCCUGACCUAAUUUCCAACAGCUUCCUCCACCCAAUCCGCAUCUAUUUACGUAGCAAAGGCACAACUUGGCCUCUAUUGUGGUGCACUUUACUUUCCGUUCUCAUACACAUCCCUAUCGUGGCUUUUUUGACCUUCAAACUCCACCUUGGUGUACCCGGGAUAGCUAUGUCAGCUUUUGUUGCCAACUUCAACACCCUUUUCUUCCUCCUAUCAUACAUGCUCUACAUGCGCGUCUCAAAGGGGUCACUUUCCAUGCCUUUAUUAAUAUCUCGCCCCUUGUCAUCACGACAACAAGACCAAACUUUAGCCACAAUAACAAGAACAAGUUCACUAGGCAAAGAGUGGGGCAUGCUGAUAAGGUUCUCCAUUCAGAGUUGCUUAGGAGUGUGCUUGGAGUGGUGGUGGUACGAGUUCAUGACGAUUCUAGCGGGUUACCUUUACAACCCGCGUGUUGCUUUGGCCACUGCUGGCAUAGUGAUACAAACCACGUCUCUCAUGUACACUUUACCAACGGCACUGAGUGCUUCGGUUUCAACAAGAGUGGGGAAUGAACUCGGGGCUGGUCAACCCCAAAGGGCAAGGUUGUCAACUGUGGUGGCAAUAGGAAUGGCACUUGCAAGUUCAACAUUGGGGUUGGUUUGGACCACAUUGGGGAGAGAGAGAUGGGGGAGGGUGUUCACAAGUGAUAGUGAGGUCUUGGAACUCACCAUGAGUGUGUUACCCAUAAUUGGAGUUUGUGAGUUAGCAAAUUGUCCUCAAACCACAAGCUGUGGAAUCCUUAGGGGAAGUGCUAGGCCUGGUGUUGGGGCUGGCAUAAAUUUUUACUCCUUUUACUUGGUGGGGGCUCCAGUGGCCAUAGUCAUGGCUUUCUUUUGGAGACUAGGGUUGGUGGGUCUUUGCUAUGGCCUGUUGGCAGCACAGAUAGCAUGUGUGGUCUCAAUUCUAGUUGUGGUAUACAACACUGAUUGGGAAAGGGAGUCUUUGAAGGCUAAAACCUUGGUAGGAAAGACUUCAUCAUGUGACACUAACACAAUGGAACAACAUGGAGACCAUGAAGCAGUCAAAUGUGAAGAAGCUACUGUCUUUCUCAAUCACAACAAUACCUCCCAAAAGUUACCCAAAAUCCUCGCGUUAGUGGAAGAAACACAAGCUAAGGAUAUAUCAUCAUGACUUUACGUAAUUAUUCUUCUUGUGAUUAAUUAAGCUUUUGUUUAACACAUGUUUAAUUUCUUCUAGUUUUUUCCUUGCUGAUGAUUACAUGCAAGGUUUGGUAACUCUACCAAGCUAGUUGUUGGUAACUUUGUCCGCAAAUUGUAAUAGUAGGAUUAUCUGAUUAUUGAAUAGUAUUAAUAGAU
Messenger RNA from Cajanus cajan (pigeon pea), 1944 nucleotides. Its product is annotated as MATE efflux family protein. Lineage: Eukaryota; Viridiplantae; Streptophyta; Magnoliopsida; Fabales; Fabaceae. Gene Ontology annotation, biological process: xenobiotic detoxification by transmembrane export across the plasma membrane. Gene Ontology annotation, cellular component: membrane. The record is from RefSeq and is a predicted model, not a curated record. Gene Ontology annotation, molecular function: xenobiotic transmembrane transporter activity; antiporter activity.